AUGGCUUCCGGGCAAGUUCGAAUCGCAUUGGAAUGUGAUAAAGAAGAAGAGAAGACGAAAAAGGUGGGUACUUCAAGAAAGCUUUUGGAAGAGCCUGUUUGGAGGACUUAUUGCAACGGGAAGAAGUGCGGGUUCGCCGUGAAAAGAGAGUGCGGAGAAAAAGAAUGGAGAGUUCUUAAAGCGGUGGAGCCGAUAUCAAUGGGGGCUGGGGUGUUGCCGGCGGAGAAAACAGUCGCCGGAGAAGAUGAAGAAACCAUGUACAUGAGAGCGAAAUUUGAGAGAGUUAUGGGGUCAAGAGAUUCAGAAGCUUUCUAUAUGAUGAAUCCUGAUAGCAAUGGUGCUCCUGAACUUAGUGUUUAUUUGCUCAGAGUUUAA
Messenger RNA from Lactuca virosa, 375 nucleotides. The record is from the annotation of a GenBank genome assembly. NCBI's taxonomy places the organism in Eukaryota, Viridiplantae, Streptophyta, Magnoliopsida, Asterales, Asteraceae.